Messenger RNA from Suillus clintonianus, 894 nucleotides. RefSeq lists its product as uncharacterized. The transcript has 3 exons. The coding region runs from base 1 to 894 and encodes 297 amino acids. The record is from RefSeq and is a predicted model, not a curated record. NCBI's taxonomy places the organism in Eukaryota, Fungi, Basidiomycota, Agaricomycetes, Boletales, Suillaceae.
AUGGCCUCCGGUGCCCAACCUGCAACAGACACGUCUCUUACAGGGAUUUCACCUGAUCAAAAACGCUCGCAUGAGCCCCAGACCCAUCUAAUAACACAAGCAAUUCACGCUGGAACGUGUGUGCCAGUACCACCAAAACCAAUAGGACCUUUUUCUGCAGUCUCCAGCUCAAGCACAGAAGGACCAGUCGUAAACAACACAUCAUCCAUUCAUCGCACUCCAUCCAAGUCGUCCAUCUCUGAGGCCCAACAUAUGUCUACUGUACUAGUACCUACUGCUAUGCAAGGUGUUUUGCAUUCUAACUUGAAGCACAUUGGAACGCCUAGGGCCAUUGGCGCUCUACGAAACCGAUCCCCUGCAUUAUUGCGCCACUUGACCACGCCGAAUGUUGCGCGUUCUACUCUCGGGUUGAACGUGAACAAAGUUCCAUCACCUGUAUUCUCGGUAAAAACAGAGUCAGACUCAAACUGCGAAGACAGCGACAAUGAAUCUACUCACACCAUCGACACCCAGGCCCGGUCUAGCGAGGAACACAAGGCCCAGCUCGUUUUGAACGCGACCCGUGCACAGCAAGAUGUUUGCUUUGCGGAGAAGACACUCACAGAUUGCGUUGUCCAGCAGAAUAGAGCACUUGGGCUCCUCUACCAGUUCGAGGCUACAGAAGCUGGGAGGAAGUUGGAGGACGCUCAUAUCGACAUCGGUUAUGUACGUCAUUCGGUCCGCAAAAUCGGCAUCACAUUGCUCGAAGACUCUACUAGUAGUAAGCCUAGAAAACGUCGUCGCAAAUCUACUAGUCAGGUUGAUGGUGAUACACUCAGCCCGGAAGUAGACUUGGCUCUGCCACUGCCCGGGCCACUGGCAGAUACAGGAUCUGCGAGCGCGACCCAGAGCUGA